CCAUUUCUCUAAUUACUCGCUGCUCCACCUUGCUCUCGCGAGACCGUCUCCAAUGGCCGGGAUCUCCUUAUUGCGCCUCCCCUUCUCUCCGCGUCUCCUCCCAAACCCUAGUUCCCACAUCCUCCUCCGCGACCCUAGACCCCGCUUCCCCCCUUCAAACCCUAGAAUAUCAGCUCCUGUUCGUUGCUCCUCCACUUCUCUAGCUCCUUCACCGCAUCCACCUUCUCCCUGUUCCGAUCACGAAGGAGAGACGCGAUGGGAAUCCUUUCGCAAGAAGAAGGUCGUGAUGCGAGUCGGAUACGUGGGAACGGAUUACAGAGGGCUUCAGAAGCAGCACACUGUGAGCUCGUUCCCGACCAUUGAAGGAGAACUGGAAUCUGGAAUAUUUAAGGCGGGUGGUAUUCGUGAUAGUAAUUGGGGAAACCUGCAUAAAAUUGGGUGGGCCAGGAGUAGUAGAACUGAUAAAGGGGUCCAUUCCUUAGCGACCAUGAUUUCACUGAAGAUGGAAAUCCCUGAACAUGCAUGGCGAGCAGAUCCUAGCGGUACUAAUCUGGCAAAGUGUAUCAACUCUCAUCUACCCAGCAAUGUCAGAGUUUUCAGUGUUUUACCUUCUCAAAAGAGUUUUGAUGCAAGAAGAGAAUGCAUGGUCCGUAUGUACUCUUAUCUACUCCCUGCUGAAAUUAUUGGGAUCAAAGGUGGUUGCACCUUUGCAGAAAUAGAAGACCAUAUAUCUGAUUUCAAUGAUAUACUUAAAGGUUUUGAGGGAGAACACCCAUUUCACAACUACACUGUUCGUUCCAAGUAUAGGAAAAGCCCUUCUGGGAAACGCCACCUGAACAGAAGCAGCAGGAAGUUAAAGGAUGCUAUGUCUUCCGAAGCAACUGAGACUAUCAGUGAUUCCGACUCCGAGGGUGAUAAUGCUGCAUCAGAACAGUGCAAAGAGCAUACAAGUGUUCUUUCUUAUAGGGACUCCAGUACAGUAGCAGAUGAUUGUGCAGAGAAAGAAAAGGAUGAAUUUAAAGAUUCAGAGACUUGCAUAGUGGUUAAAGCAAGAUGGCUGCAUGAGCCUGAUGAAAUAGACCGACUAAAUGCAUCACACUUCAGAAAGAUCGUUAGCUGCUCCUGUGGAAAGCUGGAGAACUCUUCAGGAACAGAGUAUGUGGAGUUGUCCAUAUGUGGGGAAUCCUUCAUGCUACAUCAGAUUCGCAAAAUGGUUGGGACCGCCGUUGCAGUUAAGCGCGGAUUGCUAUCCAAAGAUAUUAUCAAACUCUCUCUUGUAAAGUUCUCCCGCAUUGUUUUACCUCUUGCUCCUUCCGAAGUCCUCAUCCUUAGGGACAGCAGUUUCUUUAUUAGAAACAAACCUGGAAAUAUUGUCCGGCCUGAAAUUCAGACGAUGGUCGAGUCCGAUGAAAUCAAGAAAUCAGUCGAUGAAUUCUACUCAGCUGUGUUAGUGCCCCAGGUCUCAAAGUUCUUGGAUGUAUCCAAAUCGCCAUGGAAGGAGUGGGUUGAUAAUUUGGACAUGUACACAAGAAUACCGGAUGCGGAGAUGGAGGACGUGAGGAAGGCAUGGAAAACUUGGAAAGAAGAGUAUGUCCAAGUGAGAAAAUCUCGAUCGAGUCACAGUUGUUUCGCAACAUCACCUACUGAAUCAUCAGAAAAAUAAAUGCUGGGGUUGUGUUUUUUCCUCUCCCCUGAUCUAAUUCGCACGGGGACUUUCUUUUUCUUCCUACUGUUCUAAUAUUCAUAGAGUUGAUGUUUAUUUGGUUACUGGGUAGGCAUUAGAUUUUCUGUUUACAAACCUUGUUUUCCAUGAAGAGUCUAUAAUAACUUCAUUUUUGUAACGAGAGAGUACGAUAUGGUUUUUGAAUUGUAUCUGCAUUAAUUUACAAGAAGAAACAAUUUUCUAAUCA
Molecule: messenger RNA, 1910 nt
Organism: Ananas comosus (pineapple)
Lineage: Eukaryota; Viridiplantae; Streptophyta; Magnoliopsida; Poales; Bromeliaceae
Product: putative tRNA pseudouridine synthase
Exons: 7
Coding region: 53-1663 (536 amino acids)
Biological process (GO): tRNA pseudouridine synthesis; mRNA pseudouridine synthesis
Cellular component (GO): nucleus
Molecular function (GO): pseudouridine synthase activity; RNA binding
Source: RefSeq, a predicted model, not a curated record